This is a messenger RNA of Bactrocera dorsalis (oriental fruit fly), 2429 nucleotides long. RefSeq names its product protein dimmed (gene dimm). NCBI's taxonomy places the organism in Eukaryota, Metazoa, Arthropoda, Insecta, Diptera, Tephritidae. The transcript is spliced from 4 exons. The coding region runs from base 1120 to 2148 and encodes 342 amino acids. The record is from RefSeq and is a predicted model, not a curated record. Gene Ontology annotation, molecular function: protein dimerization activity.
UAUGUAAGUUUAUAUGUAUGCGCGUACAUACGUAAUCAACUUUAGAUGUUUUUUAUAUGUGGAAAAAAUCUAACAACAGCAAGAACAACAUCAAGCAAAAUCACCCUUAAUCAAAGCACACACAUGCAUCCACAAGCCCACGCACUCCAUUGGCAUUGCACACAUAGUAAAACAAACCCUGGCCUACAAGCGCACAAGCAGCUGAUAAUGCACACAAAUAUGAGUAGCAAAGCUAACACUUUCCAGUGUAUUUGAAUGGUCGUGGAAGGCAGAGGAGUGGAACUGUUUUAGCCAUGCUUCGCUUAUGCUUUAAUUUGCUUCUUCAGCACCAUGCUGACUUACCAUCACUCAAGCGUAAUUGAGCGCAAUGUCGUUUUCCACUCAACAGUGCCGAAGCAACAAGUAUCCACUCAAUUGUUCGGCGUUGAUGAUCCGCGUGCCGGUCGCUUGAUAACGUAUUGUCUUGAGCGCAAAGGAAACGGGCAUGCGCAAUGCUACCAAUUGCCAUGCGAAUUGUCGCAGAGGACUUGUGUGGGUGGUUGGUUGGCUGGUUGGUCCAGCCUUUGUUGACGUUGCGUGUUAGCGCGUGUUGGCGCCGUCGUACUCGUACUUGUUGCUCGCUUGUCUGUCUAUCAGUGUUAGCUGGCUGCCAACCUUUCGUAGUGUGUUAUACGUUGGCAUUUCAUUCGAAUCCACAAGUGGCUAUGCGGCAGCCUCAGUGCUUCCGGUUCAAUCUGUCUGCUUAGUUGUGCAUUUGCCGCAGCGGGAAUCACUCGGCGCCGUCGUGGUUCGUCGUCGUUUACCGUUGAAAGAGCUUGUAUUUUGAUUUCAUGUGUGCAGCGCAACAAGUGUUAUUUCAGUGGAAUAGAAAAUUUCAUUAAAAGUUAACUGAAAGUUAAAGAAAUUUAUGUUUCAACACAAUAUUAAAUGUGUACACGAAGCAUGUUAUUGAGUUUUAUAAAAAUUAACAAUACUUUCGUUAGAAAGAAACCUUAAAAUUUGGUGAAAAUAGUCGUUUGUAAGAGAUCUCAUAAAAAAAAUAUUAAAAAAAAAAUUUUCAAAUUCAAUUGAUUUUAAAGUGAUUAUAUUUUAGGAAAACGUUAUUGAAAAACAAUCAAAAUGGGUUCGAAUCAUAUUUCGGAUAUACUAGUCUCGCAUGAGUAUAUGACUAUGGAACAACAACACCAAAUGCAUCAACAUCAAAUCAAUCCUAACAUGAAUCCUGAGAAUCCAAGGUCACCUAUUGAUUUACAGGAGGGAUCAUCACGACCAGUACGACGAGCCAGCCAGAGGACUACACAGUUAAGCAAUAAUAAUUAUGAGAUGGAAAUGACAGAUUCAAGUUCACAGAGCGACGAUACAAGCGGCGGCGGCGGCAGCAGCAACGGUGGCAGUGCACGCCCAUCCAGCCGCGCUAGGAAUUCCUUAACGGGCUCCACACAAAGCCGGCGCAGGAAAGGCGUUCUCAAUGCAAAGGAGCGUAAUCUGCGGCGAUUGGAGUCAAAUGAGCGCGAACGCAUGAGAAUGCACAGCUUAAAUGACGCUUUUCAGUCGUUGCGUGAAGUUAUUCCACACGUGGAAAUGGAACGUCGCCUAUCUAAAAUUGAGACUUUAACUCUAGCGAAAAACUACAUAAUAAAUUUAACGCAUAUAAUUCUCUCCAAACGCAAUGAAGAGUCAUCGUUGGAUUUGAAUGGUGUAAUUUUGAAUGGCGCCACUACCGAUCUAACCGGCAAUGGCGGUAUUGGCGGAGUUGGUGAUGUUGGACUCGGCGUUGGUGUUGGCGUUGGCAUUUUAAAUUUAAAUGCUGGCGGUGGCGGCAAUAGCUCUGGGCCUGGCCCUGGACCUGGGCCUGGACCCUGUUAUGAUGACGUUCUAACAAAUGGCACAAAUUCGUACGAUUGCGCCUUGGCUGCGGCAGAUGUGGUGAAUCAGCAACCUCGUCUAACUACCGCCACCACAACCAUACAAAUACAGAACCAAAGUCUCAGCCAUAUGCAGCCACAAUUGUCGCAACAUCUAAUGCAAGCGAAUCACAAUCAAUUGGUGUUACAACAACCGACAACAACUACAUUAUUACUCAACAAUGGUUUUGAUGCGAGUGAUAACAAUAACAGUUAUGAUGAACCUUUUCGAGAAUUUAUAUAAAUUCGAAAACUUACAAAUAUACGCUCAAGUUCACUUCGAAGAUUGAUUACGACAAUUGCAGACUCAUUGGAUAGUUUGGAUAGGAAUGAGUUUCUCAACCAAAAAUUGAUUUGAAAAGUUUUACAAAAGGCAGAAAACAAAAUUUUACGAAAUUCGGUUCUAAUCGGUUCUAAAUUUUCCUAAAUUUUAUAUAGCAACGUGACUUUGGCUUCAUUAAUUGGAUUACUGCAGAAGAUAUUAAUUUAUUUAAAGUCCAAAUCUCCCAUAUAAUUUUCACCGCA